This is a messenger RNA of Paraglomus brasilianum, 342 nucleotides long. The record is from the annotation of a GenBank genome assembly. Lineage: Eukaryota; Fungi; Glomeromycota; Glomeromycetes; Paraglomerales; Paraglomeraceae.
AUGUCUCCUCGGCCAUAUAACACCAAGGACAAAAUAUACUCUCCACCUAAAGACAUUUUAAACCGUCCUUUUAUUAAAUGCGCACUAACAAGAUAUACUCCAAGUAUCAUCAUGCAUGCGCCUGCUCUUUCAAUAAACUACACUCUCGGGGGGCAUUAUAGGCAGGAUGACAGAGCUGGUGGUGAAGAAAAGGAUGAGGCCUUUUACCUCGCGGUCGAGGAAAAGAAAGAAAAUUUUGAAGCCUUUUUACCUCGCGGUCGAGGAAAAGAAGAAAAGGUCGAAACCUUUUACCUCGUCAACCGAGGAAAAGAAAAAAUCGAUGCCGCGGUUUUACUCAGUUGA